Messenger RNA from Botrytis fragariae, 486 nucleotides. RefSeq lists its product as uncharacterized. NCBI's taxonomy places the organism in Eukaryota, Fungi, Ascomycota, Leotiomycetes, Helotiales, Sclerotiniaceae. The record is from RefSeq and is a predicted model, not a curated record. The transcript is spliced from 3 exons. Bases 1 to 486 code for a protein of 161 amino acids.
AUGAAACCUUAUGAUCCCCAAUCGCAAAGCUUACAGCCUCUUCUUUCCACCAUUAUCCGACGAUUAUCUUCUUUCCAAAUCGAUCUACGCAACUCGGAGAGCGGUGAAGAAAUCAGAAAAAGCGCUUGGCGAUUGGAGCGGGGAGAAAAGCAGCUCCACUCCACUCCACGAGUACCGAUCAAGGUAAGUUAUCUCGUUAUCGGACUAUUUUCAAAGACUCUUACCCAUAAUGACGAACUGCUGUACGUUAUGGUGUUACGAGGUUUGUCGAGUAUCGUACAACUUUUCGUAAUAGAUAUACGAGGACCCUUGAAACGUGGGGGGGAGAAGGAGCCUCAAUUCGGAUAUCCGACAAAAGACCACCGCAUUGGCGUGCUGCAAAUUCCUGCAAAGGCGCAGAGAUCACUAGAUAGUGGCAAUUUGCCUUUCAACAGAGAAGAGAAUCGCAUCGCUCGCAAGCAAGCACGGAUAUCUUCAGUGGCAUGA